This is a messenger RNA of Thermothelomyces thermophilus ATCC 42464, 2335 nucleotides long. RefSeq lists its product as uncharacterized. The record is from RefSeq and is a predicted model, not a curated record. Bases 284 to 2332 code for a protein of 682 amino acids. The transcript is spliced from 5 exons. NCBI's taxonomy places the organism in Eukaryota, Fungi, Ascomycota, Sordariomycetes, Sordariales, Chaetomiaceae.
CUCGGGUUAAUCUUGGUCCCGGCCAGGGGCCGCCAAGCUUCUGGAAACGACAAAUUACGUUAUGGGAACAUUGAAUGGUCCACUGCAGCGGUCGAGCCGGCAAUUAUUCACGAGGAUGCGUCUCGCCGUUCCUGCAACAAAGUAUCCGUAUUUUUGCCUUGGUUCUCUUGGGGCUUCUACCGCGCAUUCAUCGCCCAAACGAGGUCGAAGAGCGGCCGCUUAGUUCGGGAGCGAACACCAGCGGGUGCAUCCUGGCCAGCACUGGCCGCAGCAAUCCACGAUCAUGGGCCAAGAUUUCUCCGAUGCCAGCUCCCGUUCUUCCUUCGACGACGACGACGACGACCCCGAGGCCGCCCUCAACCCGCACGGCGACGACGACGACGACACCGACAACGUGGCUCCCCUCCGCCUCCGCCGCCUGCCUCCCCGGGGAGAGCAGGAUGCCAGCAGCGCCGUGUUGCUGCCCGGGGACGGCACCAUCAUGUCAGUAUACAUGAUGAUGCACCGGAUCCGGCGCCUGGUCAUUGCCGCCAUCGAUGACAUCUACACGUUGGACGAGCUUCGAGCGCCCCAUAUGGACCGCCAAGUUGUGCGGCCGCUCGUCGACCGGCUUUACAAUCCGCAGGACCCCGCGAUCGUGUACUGUCUCGUCGCCAAUCGAGUCCAGUUCCUCCGUCCCCGUUCCAGCGAGGCGCUGCACCAGGGUGUUCACGAGUCGCGUGCCAUCCUCUGCGAGCUUGUCGCAACCCGUAUCCUCCGCCGAUUCCGUGAAGAUCAUCCAGGGCGCCCAGGUCUCCUCCUCCUGGCCAACAUCCUGGUCUCCGGCUUUGAUCCUUGUGAUGCGGCGCCCGAGUCUGUGCGGUCCCGUCGUCCGCAAUGGGCGAUUCAGAAGCGCGGUGGCCACGAGCGGAAGCUGACUGCGCUGGAGCUCGCCAUCAUCUCGGAGAGCAAGAUGCUCAUCAAGUCUCCGGCCUGCCAGCUCGUCGUCGACGCCGUAUACAAGGGAGUCGUUGUCUACACCCCCCUCUCUUUCGUCGACUUCCUCCCGGACCACUACAAGCACCACCCCGUCUCGCUCUAUGAGCCUCGCCGGGCGCCCAUUCUCAACCACCACCGGCUCAUCGUGCCCCAGAUCCGGAACGCGAUAGAGCUGCUGCACUUCGCCAUCCUACUGCUCCUGUACAUGCUGACGGUGGCUCACUACGGGCUUGGUGCCGACAUGGAGGGUCUCCGCCUCUACGAGACGUUAUUCAAUGUCUUCGCCGCUGGCUGGGUGCUCGAGCAGUUUGCGGCAGUCGUCGAGCACGGAUGGGAGGUACACGCCCAGAACCUCUGGUCUUUUCUCGACCUUACUUUUGUCGCCAUCUACGGCGCCUAUGGCUUUGUGCGCGCGGUUGAGUUGCUGCUUUUCGACGACGCCUACUACGCCCUGCCGGUUCUCUGCACCGCGGCGCCCGUGCUGCUGACCCGGAUCGCGUUCACCUUGAUGCCGGAUAACAUCGUCUUCAUUGCCCUCCACGCCAUGAUGCGAGACUUCACCAGGCUCACCUUUAUUGCCGUCUGGUGCUUCGCCGGCUUCGUCGUCGGCUUGCUGUUCCUCGCAAGGACAAGCGGCGAGGACUCGCUGAACGCGGGCGUGACCUGGGCCACAAUCACCAAAUGGCUGCUGUGGAUCUGGUUCGGACUCGACGGGACGGGCAUCGAGCGCUCCGCCGAUUUCCACCUGAUUCUAGGGCCGACCCUGAUCAUCACCUUUGCCUUCCUCGGCAACACGCUGUUCCUUACCAUCCUCGUCGCCAUCCUGACCAACACGUUCUCCAAGAUCAUAUCGAACGAAGCGGCCGAGAUCCAGUUCCGCCGCGCAGUCCUGACCUUCCAGGGCGUCAAGAGCGACGCUAUCUUCUCAUAUCCGCCGCCCUUCAACAUGGCCGCGCUGAUGAUUCUCCUGCCGAUCAAGUUCUUGGUCGGGCCGCUCGCCUUCCACCGCAUAAACGUCGCCGCGAUCCGGGCGCUCAACGCCCCAGUCCUCCUGCUCAUCGGCCUGUGGGAGCGGCGGCGCGUGUGGGCCCGGCGGGCCAAGUCGUCUCGGUUCCGGUACUGGCGCUACUUUGCCGGUCUGUCUCCCCACGGGGACAUCCAGGCCGUCUUCAGCUCGGAGCCGCCGCCCGAGAUCGUGGACGCCCUCGAAAAGAUGGAUGCGCUGCACGAUCUGGCAACCGUCGACCGCGAGCUUGCCGCUCACUCGCCCAAGGAUCUGCGCGCGCCGCCCGCAUCGGCUGUACGAAGGCGAAGGACGUCCAACAGCAGCAGCAUCAGGAGGUUUGAGGUGUAGCAC